Molecule: messenger RNA, 1211 nt
Organism: Lactuca sativa (garden lettuce)
Lineage: Eukaryota; Viridiplantae; Streptophyta; Magnoliopsida; Asterales; Asteraceae
Product: F-box/LRR-repeat protein At3g48880
Molecular function (GO): protein binding
Source: RefSeq, a predicted model, not a curated record
UCGUCCUUAAAACAUAUCUUCCACAAUAUGUUAAUAAAUGUUUGUCUUUAUAACACAUAUCUUACAUUAUAUAUAUUAACUCUUAUCAGCCAUUAUAUACUAACAUAGUGCGCCAUUUUCCAUCCUGGUCGGAAUUCUUUGUUGAUUCUUUUAUGCUCCUUCAUCUCCUAUAACAUGAUUUUGUUCAACUAAAGCAUGUUGCUUAGAUUGCGAGAAAGGUGAUCAGCAUUAUUCUCAUGGUCAAAUAAAAAAUUGAAAAAGGAAAGUAGUUGAUGAUUAUGAGCUUACAAAUGGAACAAAGAGAUUGGAACGAGCUGCCAGUUCACUGUCUGGUUGAGGUUUUUGGAAGAGUCGGAAUUGAAUCACUUGUAGAGACUUGUCCUUUUGUCUGCAAGUCUUGGUAUGAUGCUACAUUCUAUCCUCAAUGUUGGGAACAACUCGUCUUUACUAAAUCUCCUUGUUUACGAAGUUCCAAACAUCCGAUUCCAAGAUUGGAAUUAGACAAGGAUUCAUGGUCUGAUUGUUGCCUUGUGGUGCCACAUGAUCAAACCAAAUAUGCAGAUGAGUCUUUUGAAAAGUUCGUUAAAUUUGCCAUCGGGCGUAGCCAUGGACUUGUAACUGCGAUUGUCUUUCACCCUAAAUCGCUUCUUAAAGAAGGCCAAAUUGCAUGGAUCGCUCAACGAUGCCCCUGUUUAAAGCUUUUGGUUUUACCGAGCUAUUUGAGCUAUGUGAUUAACUUUGAAGUAUCAAACUCUAUCUGCAACUGGAAAGAUUUAGAGGCUUUACAAAUUGCGUCCUUGAUCGGAUUGAAGAAAACCAUUGCCAACAUUAGUAAGCACUGUCGAAAGUUCAAUCAUUUAAGUAUUUAUGUUCCUUUGUUGGAUGAAGAUGUGGCUUUAGCCAUAGCGUCUCAGCUGCCACACCUUAAGACUCUAGAUUUAAGGUUCUCAGUCAUUGAAAGGAACGCUCUAAUCAUGAUCCUAAAAGGGUGCCAGGAACUUGAGCAACUCGACGUUAGCAAGUUUAAAGGCGUGGCAGGCGACCAUGAGAUACAGGAACUUGCAAGUCGUAUUUGUGUAUUUAAACACGAAGGAUCUUGAGGUUCUUAUUGUCAACAAUAAAACAAUUGUCGUAAUUGUAGUUUAGUUUGUAUUGUAUAUGCAUGACUUCAAUAUGGAGCUGGAAUCGAAUAUAAGCCUUAAUUAGUGUGA